Pseudocercospora fijiensis CIRAD86 is the source of this 564-nucleotide messenger RNA. RefSeq lists its product as uncharacterized. The record is from RefSeq and is a predicted model, not a curated record. The transcript has a single exon. NCBI's taxonomy places the organism in Eukaryota, Fungi, Ascomycota, Dothideomycetes, Mycosphaerellales, Mycosphaerellaceae. Bases 1 to 564 code for a protein of 187 amino acids.
AUGCUGAUUGAAGGCCCACAGACGGACACGACUGUGAACGCGACACCGACAACAACCUACGUCUUCGCUGCGCCCAGCCUCAGCGUGGUCAACGAAGACGGCAACCUUUGGUCGUAUCAGGGAGGUUGCGAAAAGGACCAGGAGAGCGGCUGUGGUGGAAUCGGGUUCACUUCUGAUACGACUUGGGAACCACUUCUUGUCGCUCUGAACUCAGCAGGCCAACUUCAGACGGUCCAGCAAGGCGAGGUGACGGACACUUAUGUCACUGAGGUCAAUUCCAAUGUGCAAAACGUCGACAAUCCGUACGAAGUCCUGUACAGCAGUGGGAUCAAUGACGACUACCAGCCCCUCACCUGCAGUGUCAGCCAGGCAGCCGACGGGACCUGCCCUCUGACUUGUCAAGUGAGAAAUGGGGAUGUGAAUCAAGGAUCAACUGAUCAGACAACGCCCUGGUAUCUCGGUCCCCCAGGAGCAGUCAGUGCAAAUACAUACAAGACUUACGCGGUGACAAGAGGGAACUCCUGCCAGAGAGGAACAGGAAGGAAGUUUAGGGGACGAAUAUGA